This is a messenger RNA of Parnassius mnemosyne (clouded apollo), 612 nucleotides long. Lineage: Eukaryota; Metazoa; Arthropoda; Insecta; Lepidoptera; Papilionidae. The record is from the annotation of a GenBank genome assembly.
AUGGCUCCGCCACCUGCCGUGCCGGAAGCGGACCACCAGGACGACGACGACGGCAUCCCGGAAGGGACCGGGGUAGACCUGAGAGUGGCGGUACGUAGGCUCAAGGCCAGGAAUACCGCCCCAGGGCCCGAUGGCUUGCCUGGCAAAGCCUGGGUCCUGGCCUCGGAGGCUCUCGGGCCCCGACUGGAGGGGCUCCUAAGCGCAUGCUUGGAGAGAGGCCAAUUCCCGCUUCGUUGGAAGACGGGGAAGCUGGUCCUCAUUCGGAAGCCGGGGCGCCCUGCGGACUCUCCGUCCGCAUACCGGCCCGUGGUGCUGCUCGACGAGGUGGGCAAGCUCUUUGAAAGAGUCAUUGCAAACCGCCUCGCCGAGCACCUUGCGGGGACGGGGCCGGAUCUUGCGGAACACCAGUUUGGUUUCCGCAAGAGGCGCUCUACGGUGGACGCCAUCAUGCGCGUGAGAGCCCUCACGACGGGGGAUGCAGUGGCCAGGGGGGGGGGGGGGGUGUUUUGGCGGUGCCUCUCGACAUCGCCAACGCCUUCAACUCCAUGCCCUGGAGCUGCAUUAGGGAGGCACUCCGGUAUCACCGGGUGCCGACCUAUCUCCGUCGUAUAG